Sitophilus oryzae (rice weevil) is the source of this 762-nucleotide messenger RNA. RefSeq lists its product as uncharacterized. The record is from RefSeq and is a predicted model, not a curated record. Bases 1 to 762 code for a protein of 253 amino acids. Gene Ontology annotation, biological process: DNA integration. The transcript has a single exon. NCBI's taxonomy places the organism in Eukaryota, Metazoa, Arthropoda, Insecta, Coleoptera, Curculionidae. Gene Ontology annotation, molecular function: nucleic acid binding.
AUGCACUUAGAAUUAGUUAGUAGCUUGUCCACGGAAGCUUUUUUGGGCGCCCUUCAGAGAUUCCUAUCCCGAAGAGGUCGCUGCACAGACAUAUAUAGUGAUUGUGGAACCAAUUUUGUUGGUGCUAGCAAAGAAAUUAAAACUAUGUUUGAAUCCGCAGUUGAACAUGAAAAUAUUCAAUGGCAUUUUAAUCCGCCCGCUGCCCCGCAUUUUGGGGGACUUUGGGAAGCUGGUGUCCGUUCAGUAAAAACGCAUUUAGGUCGAGUAAUCGGACAACAAGUCCUGACUUUUGAGGAAUUAUAUACGACCCUGACCUUGAUUGAAGCUGUAUUAAAUUCACGUCCGCUCAAUCCCAUCAGUUCGGACGUCGAAGACAUUAAUGCGCUAACCCCUGGUCAUUUUUUAACUUUAGAGCCAUUGAACAGUUUACCUACGCCGAACUUUACUGCUGUACCAAUUAACCGUCUCUCUCGUUGGCAACUUUUACAACGAUUGCAUCGCGAUUUUUGGAACAGGUGGCAUAAAGAGUAUUUACAUUCGCUUCAACAACGCCAGAAAUGGCUUAAUUCCUCUGCCGCUCCUUCUCUAGGAACGUUAGUUAUUAUAAAAAAUGAAAAUGCUCCUCCAUGCCAAUGGACCUUAGGUCGCAUAAUUUCGUUAAGUGAGGGGACGGAUGGUGUGGUGCGGGUGGCUCUGGUGAGGACAGCUAAGGGAACUUUGCAGCGUCCUUUAGUUAAAUUAUGUCCUUUACCCAGCAAUUAA